Prorocentrum cordatum is the source of this 380-nucleotide messenger RNA. Lineage: Eukaryota; Dinophyceae; Prorocentrales; Prorocentraceae. The record is from the annotation of a GenBank genome assembly.
UCCUCUGAACUUCUCGGCUCCCAAGUGGUCGGGUGGCCGCCUCUACGGUGACUGCCCAGGACGCUGGGAGGCCGCGGGCGAGCAGGGCCUCCGCAGGAUCUCGCCCGUCCUGCAGCGGACGCGCCCGCUCGCACUGCCACGGCCUAAGGGCGCCCGAGUCGGGUUCAAGGACAAGCUGGAGGCCUUCGUCUCGGACCUGCCCAUGUGCGAGGUUGUCUCGGAUCCGUGGCUGGACACAUCCAAGGUCCUUCACGGUGAGUUCCGAGUGUCUUUUGCCACUCUCGAGGCGCAGGUCAGGAAGGAGGGGUCUACGGAGCUUCGUGAUUGGAUGUUGUCUACGGGUGAUGGAGGAGCUCGGACGGUGCACGUGGUGGCCAAAG